This is a messenger RNA of Hordeum vulgare subsp. vulgare (domesticated barley), 1445 nucleotides long. RefSeq names its product bifunctional phosphatase IMPL2, chloroplastic. The record is from RefSeq and is a predicted model, not a curated record. Gene Ontology annotation, molecular function: histidinol-phosphatase activity. The coding region runs from base 201 to 1226 and encodes 341 amino acids. Gene Ontology annotation, biological process: L-histidine biosynthetic process. NCBI's taxonomy places the organism in Eukaryota, Viridiplantae, Streptophyta, Magnoliopsida, Poales, Poaceae. The transcript has 9 exons.
CGUUCACGUUGUCAUAAAAAAAAGUUGUCGUUACUCAUCACACCAACCUAGACGAGCCUUUCCUGAAGCGGCGGCACGGCGGCGCGGCCAAAACCUGCCGAAUCCAGCUCGCCGCGGCGGUCGUCACCCUCCACCGCUCCCUCUCCGCGCGGCGACACCAUUUAAACCUCGCCGUCUGCCGCCGCUUUCCCCCCUCCCAGAUGCUUCCCCCAACCUCCACCAUCCCACCCACCUUUCCCCUUCCCCACCCCGCCUUCACAAAACCUAGCUUCCGUCACCACCUCCGCUCGUCCUCCCUCCUGGCAAGCGCCUCCUCUGCGGCGGCGGGUCGGGCGUGCGGGAUAGCGGGCCGUUGGACGAGCUCGGUUCGAGCCUCGCCUUCUGAGGCGGGGGGCUGGGCGGUGGCUGCGGCUGGUAAGGAGGGGGUGGAGAUGGAGCGGCUGGUGGCGGUGGCGCAGAGCGCAGCGGAUGCGGCGGGGGAGGUGCUCAGGAAGUACUUCAGGCAGCGCUUCGAGAUAAUCGACAAGGAGGACCACAGUCCCGUCACGAUCGCUGAUAGAGAAGCAGAAGAGGCAAUGACUUCAGUCAUACUGAAGAGCUUUCCUACUCAUGCUGUUUUCGGCGAGGAGAACGGUUGGAGGUGUGCGGAGAAGUCUGCUGACUAUGUUUGGGUAUUGGACCCCAUAGAUGGAACAAAGAGCUUCAUUACUGGCAAGCCUCUUUUUGGUACACUUAUUGCGCUUCUUCACAAUGGAAAGCCGGUUAUGGGCAUUAUUGAUCAGCCAAUCUUGAGAGAGAGAUGGGUUGGGGUGGAUGGGAAGAAAACUACCUUAAAUGGACAAGAAAUAUCUGUCCGUCCUUGCAAUGUGCUGUCGCAAGCUUACUUAUAUACGACGAGUCCACAUCUCUUUGAGGGAGAUGCUGAAGAUGCAUUCAUUCGUGUACGAGACAAGGUGAAAGUCCCAUUGUAUGGCUGUGAUUGUUAUGCUUAUGCCCUCCUGGCUUCUGGUUUUGUGGAUCUUGUUGUGGAAUCUGGAUUGAAGCCAUAUGAUUUUCUCUCACUGGUACCGGUGAUUGAAGGAGCUGGGGGCUCAAUAACUGACUGGGAAGGGAACAAGCUCCACUGGCCUGUCUCUUCGGAAUCUCGGCCAACAAGUUUCAACGUGGUGGCAGCCGGAGAUUCCCGUGUUCAUGGGCAGGCCCUAGCAGCGUUGCGGUGGCGCUAGCCUGCAGCGCCGGGUGGCUCCUGUUCAUUUAAAAGGCUGCAACUGUUAUUCAUCUAUCCAAUAAAACUGAGUCUGUACGCUUCCUUAGUGGGUAAAGCAAGUUGUUCACGGUGCACCCUUUACUCAAUGAUGAUCAGUGAUUUCUUGUUGUGUGUUAUGAACAGCCCUUAUGUACUCAGAUACUCAAGUCAUCGAUGAUCGCUGAGCGACUUGAUUGCA